AUGGCAGUAGCACCGCGGUCUUCCUCGUCAACGCAACGAUGGCCAAAGAUGGUUGAUAAAGUCGUUGGGAGCUUCAAUAUUGAUGGUGAGAUAGGAAGGGGAAGUUUUGCCACUGUCUACAGAGGUCAUCACAAGACAACCAGGGCGCUUGUCGCUAUCAAAUCAGUUAAUCUAUCCAAGCUGAAUAAGAAACUCAAGGAGAACCUUUACACUGAAAUCGAAAUACUCAAAGGCCUACACCAUUCGCACAUUGUUGCUUUGAUCGACUGUCGUGAAUCCGCAACUCAUAUACAUCUUGUCAUGGAAUAUUGUGAACUAGGUGACCUCUCCUACUUCAUCAAGAAGCGGGAAAAACUCGGUGAUCAUGAGGCACUCCGGGAGAUGGCGAGGCGCUACCCUGUGCCGGCUGUGGGUGGACUGCACGAAGUGAUUGUCCGGCACUUCUUAAAGCAACUAGCAAGCGCACUCGAAUUUAUGAGAGCAAGAAAUUACAUACACCGAGAUGUCAAGCCGCAGAACUUACUGAUUCUACCAAGUCCAGUAUUCUUGGCUAAUUCCCGGGGGAGGCCUGUAGCUAUGAAAGGAAUCUCAACCUCCUUAGAGCCUGCAGCUGGCUUAUUGACCUUACCUAUGCUCAAGAUUGCUGAUUUCGGCUUUGCCCGAUCAUUGCCCUCAACUAGUCUCGCGGAGACCUUGUGUGGAUCACCAUUAUACAUGGCCCCUGAAAUCCUAAGAUACGAGAAAUAUGAUGCAAAGGCUGACCUGUGGUCCGUCGGAACUGUGCUGUAUGAGAUGAUGACUGGGAAACCUCCCUUCCGAGCUACUAAUCACGUCGAGCUACUUCGCAGGAUUGAACAAAGCGAGGAUCAUAUCCGCUUCCCAAAAGAUGUCUUGAUAAGUGCAGGUAUUAAAGAUCUAAUCCAGGCAUUAUUGAAAAGAACGCCAAGCACCAGAAUGAGCUUUAGAAAUUUCUUUGCGCAUCCCGUUGUGGUUGAAACUAUUCCAGGACUUGUAGGAGAUGACCAAAAGAUGGAUCUCCAGGUUUCUACCAGAUCCUCAGGAACCUUGUUAUCGCAGACGCCAUCCAUAAAAAGUAAUCAUCAGUUCUCACAAAAUGGGGGCCGCUUCUCUAAUCCUUCUUCUCCCAAGGAUCGUGUGUCCCCUGCUUUUCCCGGGAUGCAUACAGCCGAAAUACAAAAAACAACGGCCUGUAAUUCACCCCGUGCAGCUAUACCAGCGCGUCAUGUCAUUUUGGACCAAAAGCGACCCUCAAUAGUAUCCUCGGUAACGACCCCGAAUAUGAAAAUAAUGCCACUCAAACAUACUCGAAUCAAUACUCAGGAAAUAAUUGGCGAUAAAGCGCAACAACCAGAACAUGCCGAUGAUCCUAGUCUGGGUGAAGCUAGGGCAGAAGCAGAACAAGCUGUGCGCGACGCAAGGGAGUAUGUUCUUGUGGAAAAGCGAGCUGUCGAAGUCAAUGCCUUCGCCGACGAGAUGGCAGCAAAUCCUCGAUUACAAGGCACAAAAUACCCCUUGGCAUCAAAGACGGGAAUAAUGGCCCGGCGCGCCACUACUCAAGGAGUGCCUACAGCGGAUAUAGAAAAUGGACCAGUAUCACCGACACGCCAAUGCAAGAUAUCUGAUGGUAGAUUAAAGGCAGAAGCUGUAUUACAUCGGCAAAAUUCACACAGGAAAUCAUACGGCAGCCCAUCUGUGACAUCUGCAAUCUCUAGAGCUCUUAAUAGUGCCAGUUUAAGAGUUUUUGGCGUUUCUUAUCCAGAUAUUGGUACGAAGGGUGGAUCGCCACCUAAUUUUUACAACCACACAUACCCAACAAGCACAACUUCACCUAGUGCCCUCGCACUAAUCGGAGAUGGGAGCACCAAUAGAACUCUCGAUGAGGACUAUAAAUUUCUUAUUGAAAUAGAGGAAGCAGCCACUCGUAGUGAUGUUGUUUUUGGCUUUGCAGAAGUCAAGUACAAACAGCUCAUUCCUCUAGCGCCUUCGGUGGAUCGUGGACUCGGUGGCCUAGAUGCUGUUAGCAAUGAUGGAUUAUCGGCUUUAGAGGACGAAGGUCUUACGCAAGAAGCAGUUGUGGCCCUCUCGGAGGAAGCUCUUCUGCUCUAUAUCAAAGCCCUUUCCCUGCUUGCAAAGUCAAUGGACAUAGCUAGGGCAUGGUGGACUCGAAAAUCCCGAAACUAUUCUCUACAAAGUUAUGCAAUUAUCCGUAAUGAGCCAUACAGCCAUACAUUAGUCGGAACUCGCAUUAACCUCGCUGUUCAAUGGGUGCGAAAUCGGUUUAACGAGGUCUUUGAGAAGGCAGAGUUAAUUAGCCUUAAACUUCUUCAUGCCCAAAAGCAGCUUCCGGAAACACACCCUGCUUACCUAAAUCAUACUUCUAUGGGUUCUGCUAAUGUUAAUUGUAAUGUUAUUUUCACUUCUGGAAUCACCGCUGAAAAGUUAAUGUACGACCGUGCAAUAGACAUGAGUCGCAGCGCCGCUAUCAAUGAACUAGCCAACGAAGAUAUCGAUGGUUGCGAGCGAAGCUAUAUGACUGCUAUCAAAAUGCUCGAGGCCGUGCUAGAAAAUGAUGAAAACUCUUCUGAAGUAGCUAAGACUAGAUUCUACGGCGCAAAAGAAGAAAAUGUCGAAAAGCAUGAUGAUCUCAUGAAUGGGAUUGAUUUCGCCGAUCGUCAGGCUGUUUUAAAAGUAAUAUCUAUGAUCAAAGUUCGUCUUGGCAAUUUACACAAGAAGAAAAACUUAAUAGCCAAACACUCAAUGUCCCCCCGUCCAGACUAG
Molecule: messenger RNA, 2799 nt
Organism: Blumeria graminis f. sp. triticale
Lineage: Eukaryota; Fungi; Ascomycota; Leotiomycetes; Helotiales; Erysiphaceae
Source: the annotation of a GenBank genome assembly